ACUAAUGGAGGCGCUCACUCACAGACAAUGAGUCCUCCCUCAUUUUUGGACAUCGUCGUCAAGCUUUGACAAUAAUAAACGCACAAUUGCGCAGAGAUGGGGAUGUUGGCGGAUCCACGUCUUGAACAGCGUGCUGCAUUCUUCCUUGCGAUUGGGUUUCGAAGCCCACCUUUCUUCCAGAGUAUCUCCAAGAGCUUCGAUUGCAGACAAUGAACGUUGACGUUAUGAUGACGUGAAUGAAAGGUCACGCUGGAGUUGCUCAUCAUCGUAUUUGUAGCGUUUUUUGUUUUAAGACUGACGUCCUUUGUGCUAUUAUGAUGCCAGUAACAUUCUUGUAGAUGCUAGCAUACUAUGGACUUUCCAGGUCACUUCCAGCACAUUUUCCAGCAGCUGAACCUCCAGCGGCUCCAUGCUCAACUGUGCGACUGUGUGGUGGAGGUGGGAAGCCACAAGUUCCACGCGCACCGCUCCAUCCUAGCAGCGUGCAGCUCCCACUUCAAGGCUCUUCUCAGCUCCGGCGAGGAUGCUGGUGCACAAUGGGUGGUUGAUAAAGGUGGAGGUACCAGUCUGAUUGCGCUUGACCCAGAGGUGGUGACCCCCGAGGCCUUCUCCACUCUUCUAGACAUGAUCUACACAUCCAACUUGUCACUCACGGCCUCCAAUGUGAUGGAUGUGCUGCUGGCCGCCUCGCACCUGCACCUUAACGCCGUGGUGAAGGCCUGCAAGCUGCACCUGUCCAGAAAAAACUUCCCAUCCUCUGCGCCUAAAGGCUGGCGGUCAGUGCCGCAGCAGCAACCCAAGCUAACAUCUGUAAAGGAACUUGAUGAGGGCGGCGUAGAGGUGAGCCAGUCUGGUGAAGAGUCCUCAGAGCACAAGAGAAAGCCUCAAGAGGACAGGUUGGGUGACAGGAAGAGGAUCUGCAGAAUGCCUGGAAAUAAAGAAUGUUCUCCCACUGUGACCAGGAGCACAGUCAUCAACGAGGAGCGAGGAGAAGAGGCUAAGAAGUGGGGGGGCCGAGUAGAUGAGGUGGAGGAGAAAUACGGGGCAACCAUGUCCGAGUUGGAGGAGAUCCAGCUGCCGAGCCAGUCAGACAGCAGUGCGCGUGGAGCAGUGAAAGUGAAGGUUGGAGAUGAAGAUGAAGACGAGCCCAAGAUGGAGACAGUGGAGGUAAAAAAAGAAAUGAUGACCACCUCAUCUCCUAAUAUUUCACCUUCAUCCCUUCUCCAACAUUCCUGUGGAGAUUUACAAGUGAACGGUGACAAAAUAAGCAGUCCAGCAGAUGGCGAUGUUAGCUGUUUACAAACACAACUCUGCUCGGAUCUUCCUGAAAACGACCAUGAGGAUGAGGGCAUUGACAGCCUGUCUGAACUGGCCCUUUCCUGCUUCUUAAAUCCUGCCAAUGACAGCGAGACAGGAGCUAUGGAUGAAGAAGAGAGUCUUGCAAGUCUCACAGCAGCUGCCACUGCAGCCGCUGCCGCCAGUGAUGCUGCCACCAGUGGUGCAGACCAACAGUGUCCAAACGCUUCUUCUGCUCAAGCCUGCGAUGCAACCCUCCUUUUCCCAGUAACGACUGUCCCUUUGCAACCGCUACUCCCAACACAGAGUCCAGGUUUUAGUGACACGCUCGUCCUCCGGCCUGCACACAACUCCUUAACAGGGUUCCUCAGCGUGGAACACUCCAGGGCCCCAAAAGGACGUGCGGGAUCGAGCGGGACGGCUUUCCGCCGCAUCGCCCCAAAAGUGGUGCCUGGAUCAGAAGCAGAUCCCUCGGGGGCGUUGUCCUCAGGCCCAGCUGGGAAUGAUAGAGCACCUCUGACUAGAGCUUCAGAGGACGUGCUAUCCAAGUGCAAGAAAGCGGCGGCCGAAGAUAACGUGCUCCUAGUAGAAGGGGAGAAGAAGUACGCCUGCAAAAUCUGCUCUAAGACAUUCAUGAACCUGACGGAUUGUAAGAAACACAUUCGUGUCCACACGGGAGAAAAGCCUUAUCCUUGUCCCAAGUGUGGGAAGCGCUUCAGCCAGUCAUCCCAUUUGUACAAGCACUCCAAGAAUUCCUCCUGUGUGAACUGGAAAGAUGAGCAUGCUUUCCGAGACACUGUACACUGACUCCCUCGAAAGAUGCUUUUUAAAAAAACAAACAAAUUGAUAUUUAUGAACUACCCUGAGAAAACUAUUAUGUUACUGUGUGUGAACAACCAUUGUUGUGUUUUAAUUAAUACACUGUCUCACAAAAGCAAGUACUCCCCUACAAUUUCAGCAAGUAUUUUUAUUACAGUAUAUCCUUCUCAAUGGACAAUACUUUGAAUUGAAACUUUACAACUGUGUACAGCUUGUAUAGCACUCUAGAUGUACUAUAUAUUAGAUUUACGCUACUCUAUUAGCCACUGAAGAUGACUCAACACAGCCAUUAUUGUCUAAAUAGCGAGUGAGGACCAAGAUAAUUGAGCUUGCCUACUGCAUGGUGGUGGUAGCAACAAGGUCUGGGGCUGCACGAGUGCUGCGGUUCACUGGGGCAAACAUGAAUUCCAACAUGUACUGUAACAUUGUGAAGCAGAGCAUGAGGAAAAAACAAGGAGCGACAACACACCUCCAACAUGGCAUGUGUCUUACUGUGGAAGGUGAAGGUGAUGGAGCGCCCGAGUAUAUCUCCAAAUCUGAACCCAGAUAAGCACCUGUGGAACACCCUCAAGCGAAAAAAAAAGGUGGAGGUGCACAAGGUGUCUAACAUCCACCAAUUCCAACAGCGAUGUCAUGAUGGAGGUGCGGAAAAGGGGGAAUUUCAUGCCCAAGAGGAUUAAGGCAGUGCUUGAUAACAAUGGUACUCACGCUAAAUAGUCACACUUUGCUUCACUGUGAGGUGUAUUCACUUGUUUUGCCAGCUAUUUUGACAAUAAUCGCUGUGUGUUGACUCUAUGCUGCUUUCCAAGUUGUACACCGACUAUUCUAAGUUCUAUCCAAGUUUCAUUUCAAUCGUAUCGUCCCUUAAGACGUAAUAAAAUGAUUGAGAGGUGUACUCUUUUGUGAGAUACUGCAUAUGAAUUUAAAGUUAUCCACUCUUAAUGAUUACAUUUAAUGAAGAGUGCUUUAAAAGUAUGAGGAAAUUGCAAUGAGUUCAAGAAACUUGAGUUUAUUUUGUUGUGCAGGCCAUCGUUUCAUUUAGCAAACGACAAGUAGGCAACAAACGGCUUUGUUAAGAAUAAUGCAGGAAGUAAUGUUUGGAACAGACUGAAGUGCUUAAAUGCAAAGAUUAAAAAUGUGUGCAAUGAAACUUGUCUUCAUUCUAAUAACCCUUUAGCAGAGGUGGGAGCAAGUCCAUGUCAGGUCUUUAAUCCCAAGUCUCGAGUGAAGUCUCAAGUAAAGAUGUGCAUUUCCGAGUCAAGACGAGAAAGGUCAAGUCAAGUUCAAAGUCAUAAGCUUGAAAUGUUUCAGUCCUUACAAGUCAUAAGCACUGUUUAGUACCUCAAAAUAAAAUGCCAUUUUAACAACGUAACAAUCUAUUCAAUUUGACU
This is a messenger RNA of Dunckerocampus dactyliophorus (ringed pipefish), 3506 nucleotides long. RefSeq names its product zinc finger and BTB domain-containing protein 5-like. The transcript has a single exon. Bases 352 to 2103 code for a protein of 583 amino acids. Gene Ontology annotation, molecular function: RNA polymerase II cis-regulatory region sequence-specific DNA binding; DNA-binding transcription factor activity, RNA polymerase II-specific; protein binding. The record is from RefSeq and is a predicted model, not a curated record. Gene Ontology annotation, cellular component: nucleus. Gene Ontology annotation, biological process: regulation of transcription by RNA polymerase II. NCBI's taxonomy places the organism in Eukaryota, Metazoa, Chordata, Actinopteri, Syngnathiformes, Syngnathidae.